Knipowitschia caucasica is the source of this 648-nucleotide messenger RNA. The record is from the annotation of a GenBank genome assembly. NCBI's taxonomy places the organism in Eukaryota, Metazoa, Chordata, Actinopteri, Gobiiformes, Gobiidae.
AUGUUCCGGACAGUUCCUCACGUGCGCCCUCUUCCUCAGUUCACACACUGCUCUCUGCUGCUCCUGUCCACACCCAGCGCUAACACCAAGUCCAUGGAGGUCAGGCAGCUAUUGUCAAGCGUAUCAGCCGGCUCCACUGCACGGCCCCUCUGCACGGCUCCACUGCACGGCCCCACUGCACGGCCCCACUGCACGGCUCCACUGCACGGCUCCACUGCACGGCCCCACUGCACGGCUCCACUGCACGGCUCCACUGCACGGCCCCACUGCACGGCUCCACUGCACGGCUCCACUGCACAGCGCUCUGUCAACCUUUUGUUCCCCACUGGUGCUGGGGGGGUCUGGUGUCAGUCUAAUCCAGUGUCCACGGUCCACACGCGCACCGGCGUAUCAGCCGGCUCCACUGCACGGCCCCUCUGCACGGCUCCACUGCACGGCCCCACUGCACGGCCCCACUGCACGGCUCCACUGCACGGCCCCACUGCACGGCUCCACUGCACGGCCCCACUGCACGGCUCCACUGCACGGCUCCACUGCACGGCUCCACUGCACGGCCCCACUGCACGGCUCCACUGCACGGCUCCACUGCACAGCGCUCUGUCAACCUUUUGUUCCCCGCUGGUGCUGGGGGGUCUGGUGUCAGUCUAA